Messenger RNA from Diuraphis noxia (Russian wheat aphid), 3736 nucleotides. Its product is annotated as hemocyte protein-glutamine gamma-glutamyltransferase-like. Gene Ontology annotation, biological process: peptide cross-linking. The record is from RefSeq and is a predicted model, not a curated record. NCBI's taxonomy places the organism in Eukaryota, Metazoa, Arthropoda, Insecta, Hemiptera, Aphididae. Gene Ontology annotation, molecular function: protein-glutamine gamma-glutamyltransferase activity.
CAGCAGUCCGUCAGUCUCAGUCCGUCCACAUCGUUUUAUCUACGUACCGCUAAAACAAUAUUGUGUAUACCUAUCAAUUCAACCACAAUUACCGCGGUCGACAGUUUGUUAUUCGCACUUUGCACGCCGUCCCAUCGGUUCACGCACACGAUUAUACAAUAUUACUAUCGYCGUCGAGGAACAACGCAUAUAGUUCAUAAUGGCAAUCACGGUGGUCUCAACUCAUAUGUAUCCUUUGGAAAACGCGGUGGAACAUCACUCCGACCGAUUCGAAUUGAUACAGGAUGGAUCAACAGCCAUAUUUCGCCGCGGACAACCAUUUUAUUUCGGYAUUAAGUUCAACAAGCCGUUCGACAAGAUCAAAGACAUCGUCAGAAUCGUUUUGGUGACAGGACCGACCCCGACACCGGCAAAGGGCACGAGCGCCGCACUUAUUGUCAAAGAAAAAGAGGACCUGAUCGCUGAUCGAUGGGAUGCUCGUUUCAGCAGCUUCGACGGGUCUACCGUUACCAUACAGGUGCAAAUACCGCCGUACGCACCUGUUUCUGUAUGGAAAUUGAUCGUGCACACGGCCCGGAAGGGUGUGGCCGGAGUCAAUCAACAUCAAAUUGACACAGCCAUCUACGUGCUGUUCAACCCCUGGUGUCCAAACGACGGUGUCCAUAUGAAUGACGAGGAGCAGUUGGAAGAAUAUGUGCUCAACGACAACGGCAAAGUAUGGCAAGGCACGUACAAAGAACCCAAAGGAUAUCAAUGGUUCUUUGGACAGUUCGAACCGGUAGUUCUGCCGUCCAUAAUGAUGUUACUUGACAGAUCGUCUAUCCCACACCAAGAUCGGGCUGAUCCGGUGAAAAUGGCCAGAAGCAUUUCGGCAAUAACGAAUAACGUGGAUGAUAAUGGUCUAGUCGAAGGAAAAUGGGAUGGUUCGUUCGAAGACGGCACUAGUCCGUUCGCGUGGCUAGGCAGCACCCCAAUUUUCGAAGAGUUUUACAACACUCAACUACCAGUGAAGUAUGGACAGUGUUGGGUAUUUUCCGGAGUGAUCGUAACAAUUUGUAGGGCGCUGGGUAUACCUUGUCGGUCGGUGACCAACUACAUGUCGGCGCACGACACGAAMGCCAGUUUAACUAUCGACACUUACAUCGACAUUAAUGGUGAAAAGCUCAACAACCACCCAGGAAGCUAUACCAACGACUCAUGCUGGAACUUCCAUGUUUGGAACGACGUGUGGAUGGAUAGACCUGACUUGGCCAAAGGUUACGGUGGGUGGCAGUCUAUCGACGGGACGCCGCAAGAGACAAGUGACAGUAUGUACAGAUGUGGUCCUGCGCCCGUCGAGGCAGUCCGAAGGGGUGAAGUCAACAUCGGGUUCGACACGACAUUCGUCUACACGGAAGUUCGGGCUGACAUGUGCGUUUUCAAAGAAUCGGAAGACGGAUUUUGGUCCAGAGUGAAAACGAUACCGAAUUACGUUGGAAAACUAAUUGUGACGAAAAAAAUUGGACAAGAAGUGUUACCUGAAAUCGAAGACAUGGAAGACAUUACUGAAAUCUACAAAAAUCCUUUCGACUCACCAGAGGACAAAAUGGCCGUGAAAAAAGCAAUUAAGGUGGUUCCUAUUGCCCAGGAGAUAUACGACAUGGAGGACUCACAAAUCGAAGACGUUGAAUUCAAGCUUUUCGACAUCGAACAGAUCACACUGGGYGAAAGCUUCAAAAUUGCGAUGAGCAUGCACAACACGUCGUCGGAACCACGGUCGGUUUCAAUCGUGCUGUCGGCAUCGUCGAUCCUAUACACCGGAACGACAAUCAACAAGUUGAAAAGAAGUGAAGCGAAAAUUGUCCUAAAACCUAAUCAAAGAGAAAACAUCCACACUUUCAUGAAACCGUCAGAGUACAUGAACAAAAUGUCGUCACACAGUUUAAUAAGAAUAACGGCUGUGGCCAACGUUGAAGGUACAGAACAGCUGUGGAGCCAAGAUGAUGACUUUGUUGUGCAAAAGCCGCAGCUCGACGUAAAACUAAAUUCACAACUUCAAGUUAAAAAACAGUGCGAAGCAACAUUUUCUUUCACUAAUCCGUUAUCUGUCACUCUAACGGACUGCACAUUCAGUGUUGAAGGCCCAGGAAUCCACAGAGUCAUCAAAUUCAGAGAUGUUAUGCCUAACGAAAAAUAUGUCACAUACAAGGAAGUGUUCACGCCAGAAAAUGACGGACAGCGGACCGUCACAGUGUCAUUUAACUCCAAACAGCUCACAGACAUUAAAAACACUAUUACAGCCACAGUAUUACCGUAAAAAAAAUUACAAUAUUAUUGUUAAGGAAAAAUAAUAAAUCUAUUGCUUAAGAAAAAAAAACGCUUAAAUUGUAUAUUUUUUUAAAUUAUUUUUAUUAUUAUUGUUAUCAAUAAAAAUGCCCAUGGUGACAUAAGCCAUUGAGCUAUAAGUAUUAUUUAUAAAAAUACACCGAUAACUUAAUUCUAAUGAUAUUAAUCUAAAUUUGUAUAAGUAUUUAAAAUAGUUUAUUUUUUUAUAGUUUAUUUUGAAGAUUUUAUUAUGAAUUCGGUGGUGUCWCUGAGUAAGAAUCUGUUAAUUGUGGCAGAGAGAUUUCGAAAGGAGUUUAGAAGUUUUGGGAUAAUUCUUGAUUCGGAGUAAAGACGAUAUUUCGUCAUUAUGUGUUCGAUUAUAAGACAGAUGCCGCGUGAUUGGCAUAUUCAAGAGGGGGGGGGAUCAUUUUUACUCAUUAGGUGGCUGUAAGUAAUCUGCGUGUGCCUGAUCCGAAGUCUAAUACGAUUAAAUUCGAACUUUUUAGGAAGAUCUGUGGGAUGUAACCAUGUGAAUACGUCUUUUUUAAUUUCUUGAUGUUUUACGCAAAAGGAUUUGUAGUUUACCUACCUACCACAUAUUAUCACAACGAAGUUUGAUUAAAUGUAUUACGUCCUGUUUCGUUAUUAGUUGAAUUGCUAGAGAAUGCAUUAGAGAGUGCAUCUUUUUCUGCCUUAUCAUCCAUUYAAUUUUCUAAGAUAUUGGAAUGGCCCGGUAUAACUGACCAGCAUAACUGAUUGACUUUUCUUUUUUCUCUUCAUAUUGUAAAUUUGUWACACAUUUUAUGCCUAUCUAAUAUAUAUUUAUCUUAGAUAUCACUGAUAUUUAGAUUKUAGUACUUCAAUAGUGACUUGGACUUUCAAACUUAAGCCAGACGGUAUCAAUCAUUUUUAUCGCUUCAAGACAUAUGAUGUUAAACUGUCCUGAAAUUGGGGCUGAAUUUGGCAUCACAUUAAUAAUGUUAUAUGUUAUAUACUUGAACCGCUUGUUAUUUAUUUUUGUGUUCGAUAUUUCUUCGAUCAGAUACUAAUAAGCUAUUAUGUUUUUUUGUUUACAAAUACACCUAUUACUAAAAAAGUUGAGGUUGGUAAUAGGUGUUUUUUUUUUUUGUCUUGCCUGAGACGCAAAAUUACUAAAUACAUCUCUGUCUAUAGGUAUGUUAUGAUAGUUGGUGUUGUUGCUAGUACCAUGAUAGGAGAUAUUAGUGCAUAUAGAUUUGAUUGCGAAAUUAUUAAAAUUUAAAGGCGUUAUUUGAAUAUCUAUUGUGGGGUUGACGACGGCUCAUUAAUUCUCGUUAUCUACAACGGUGGUGGCAGGCCCGAGAUUAAAUAUUGGAACAUUAAGUUUAUUAUAUGUUUUUGAUGAAUUCAUAAUCCUGUCUUUAAGAUUUAUAUGGUUGUUUGGUCUAUCGCC